Molecule: messenger RNA, 1203 nt
Organism: Penicillium arizonense
Lineage: Eukaryota; Fungi; Ascomycota; Eurotiomycetes; Eurotiales; Aspergillaceae
Product: LysM peptidoglycan-binding domain-containing protein
Exons: 5
Coding region: 1-1203 (400 amino acids)
Source: RefSeq, a predicted model, not a curated record
AUGAAGUCCCAACUUCUCAAGCAAUCUCUUCUUCUGCUUGCUGCGGCGACUGCUGUGUCUAGCUCCGGUCAAGGAGGAUGGAAGAACGGUCCCGAAGCAACCGGAGAAGUAGACCCAAAUGUUACUAGGGACUGUGGAUAUUGGGCGAACAAUGUUCAAAACGAGGACACUUGUGAGAUGAUUGAGGAUUCCUUUGGUAUAACUCAAGCCCAGUUUGAAUAUUGGAACCCAGAGUUGAAAACAAGCUCUGAAUGCAAGAUGGUCCCUGGAUUCAGUUACUGCGUCUCCGGUCCUGCUGGUUCCGCAGCGGCACCAUCGGUUACCCCAGAUAAAACAAUCACGUAUAAUGGCACCGCCGCACCGGUCCAAACUGCACUUACAAGUGGUUGUACCCAGUACCACCAGGUACAGAAUGGCGAUACUUGCCAUAGUAUCCAAGAUCAAUACAUGAGCUUUACUCUCGCUCAGUUCUACAGUUGGAACCCGGCUAUUACUGAGUGCGAGGGACUGGUCAAGGGUGACUACGUCUGCGUAGGAGCAGUGAGCCCGUCCAUUCUACCUUCUUCAUCAUCUGCAUUCCCAACACAAACCGGAGUCACUCAGAUGUGCAACAAGUGGCACGAUGUGUCCGACAAUGAUACCUGUGCCUCGAUAUUAUCGGAAUUCGGUCUCACUGCGGCCCAGUUUUACUCUUGGAAUCCCGCUACUGGAUCUAACUGCAAGAGCUUGUGGCGGAAGACCGAAGUCUGUGUUGGCAUUUCUGAACUCACGCCAUCCCCGACCACUAGCACCGCAACGGAAACUGGAAUUGGAACCGGAUCAGUGCCAUCACCCGUACAAAGUGGCAUUGCAUCCGACUGCAGGAAGUAUUAUAAAGUCCAGAGUGGAGAUACUUGUGUCAAGGUUGAAACAGACAAUAACAUCAGCGCGGCCAAUUUCCUUAUGUGGAACCCGGCCGUAGGCUCAGAUUGCAAAGACUUGGAGUUGGAUGUCUAUGUAUGCAUUGCAGCAGUACCGUCACCUGUGCAAAGCGGGAUUGCAUCUGAUUGCAGCAAGUACUACGAAGUCCAGAGUGGAGAUACUUGUGACAAGGUUGAGAGAGACAAUAACAUCAGCGCGGCCGAUUUCCUUACGUGGAAUCCGGCCGUAGGCUCUGAUUGCAAAGACUUGGAGUUGAAUGUCUAUGUCUGCGUUGCAGUGUAG